ACCCGGGCGGUUGGCAGGGCGGUGUCUGCGGCCUUCACUUUCCUCCCGAAAAUCGAAGGCUACGGGGGUGGUAGCCGUCCCUUUUUCCUCUAUCUCUCCUCUUCAUCACCUUCUUCGUUUUCUACCUUCCUUCUACUCUCUCUCUCUAUUUUUUUCUUUUUUCUUUCUCCUGCUCUUCGUCUAUAUUUAUUUUUUGUCCUUUUUUUUAUUUUUUUUUCGCUUUCUCUUCUUAUUACGUUUUCGCGCCGUGCCUGCCGAGCUUGCGUCUCAAAAUUUUUCUCUUCGGUGUGUGUCAUCAAACACGUGUAAGCGGGCUAUCUCGAAGGGUGUCAUACAGUCGCAUUCGUCGCAAUGUGCGCGUGACAGAACAACAAAAAAAAAAAAACAAGUGAAAGUGUCACAGUCCCGGCAAUUCCUCGCUUCGUUCGUUGAGUGCGCGCCAAUUUGACGGCAUUCCCGGGCUUCCUUUUGUUGUCUACAUCUUUUGAAGACCCCCUCGAGGGUUGAAGGGUCUUCGGUCGAUCUCGAACGCUGAAGCCCGCGCAAAGUGGCCCGGGAAAAGCUUCGGUAGAUCGGAAAGAUCGUGCACCGCGUGGAUCGCCUAAACGCCUCCACUGCGCCAGUGAAACUUCCCAGUCACGUGAGCAGCGGGGGUGGCGAGGAGAAGGGGCGUGAGAGCCGAGUGUGCCGUAGUCAGCGAUACGACAACGAAGAGCGAGAUACGUUCCGCGUGGGAAGCCGCCGAUGGAUCCCCCCGAGUCUCGUCGACUAACGAGGGUGGCUAUACACGUCGAUCGAUCAUCUGAACAGCUGUCCCGAAGAUCCCGUCGCCAGUUUCGGUUCGUCCCGCGAGUACUAGUGCCGGUACGCGUGUAUCACGAAGGAGUCUCGAAGGCUCGUAACGAGCCGUGACAUAAUUGGCAAACUCUCUUCUCGAUAAGGGGCGACUUUCCCAUCGAAGCUCACGGCGGGUACGAGACUCCGUUACAAUGAGCCCGAAGAAAUACGCUGCGCUGAGCGCGACUGCAAAACAGCUGACGGGUGACAAUAACUCAGGGCGCGUCGUUUGCAAUCCGAUCGAAUGAUCAACGAUACGGUGACUUAAGUAAAACACAUAUCCUACGACGCAGUGCGGCCGUGAGUAUCAGCGUAGCCAUCACCUCGUGGGACGAGGAUCGUACGACGCGUGGAUGCGUCCAAUUUUGAUCGAGAAUGACCUGAUUUCCAUCUUCGGAGUAAAGAUCGAUCCUGGAGAGUGUGUCCCUCUCUUCUCUCUCCGUCGCCCUGCGUGUCCGUCUCCGUUUUCCUCUAUCGCAGAUUCCGGAGAAGCGUUGUGGCGCGUCCGCAGAAACGGAUCGUCGGCGCGGAUAAUCAUGUCGCGACCUGACACCACUGCCACAUCGAUCACUGUCAAGUAGAUCGCGGGAUCGCACCUUUGUACGAUUUCACAGAGUAUCUUCCUAAGUACCGGCUUCCUAAGCAACUCUUGAUGGACAUUUCUUCGAUAUUUCACAAAUUUUUCAAUCUUCGUGUCUAUAAACUAUUGUCUAUUUUAUGCUCUAGUGAAUCAAAUUUCGUCUUCCUUCUAUGGAAUAUAACAUUAACGUAUUUAUAAAAUAUGAGAGAAAUAUAUUUACAGUUUUUGAUGUUAAAUAAUAAUAUAUAUGAAUAUUAGUAAAGAAGCUGUUGUUAAAGUGUCUUAUCUCGUUGUGAUGGAAUGUGAUGUGUUUUCCAUAAUGCUACGUGCGUUAAUUAAAUUUUAAAUAAAUAAAACACAAAGUAUUAUAUUACAUAAUAUAAUUACGGAUGAUAGCUAUAUAACGUUAGUCAAAAUAAAUCUACAUUUACAAAAAAGUUCAGCGAGUAAAAGUGUGUGCAAGUUUUAAGUGUAAUGUAUAAAUCUUCAACAAUGAUAAUGACGAGAGUACGAAAAAAAUACGUUAUAAUGACUGAAGUGUUAUUAAAAGUAACUGCGACGAUCACUUGCAAUUAAUGUAAACGAUGAACUUGUUACUCUGUAUUUAUUACUGUGUGUACCUGAUUUACCUAAAGUGAAGCAGUGAAUAUCUAACAGAAAUCAAGACUAAUCUCUUUUGUAACUAAAGAUUAGAAGAAUCAAAUUCGCGACAAGAAACAAAAAAUGCGUGGCUUGUACAUUUUUUUGAUGGUGGGCGCACUAGUCGCCUCAUCUAAGGAAGGAUUAAAAUCAUCAAUAGGUCAGAUUGAUCAUCCGAAAUUGAUGAAAGGCAGCAGCAAUACCUCGCUGCCAAAACUUAGCAUCGGUCUGAUAGUGCCGCAUACGAAUUUCGGUGCACGAGAAUAUACAAAAGCCAUCAACAAGGCCGUCAUCAAUUUGAACAAAGGUCAUGGCAGAUCCAAAGGCCAGUCCAGGUUCUCUUUCCUGGAUAAAUACGAGUUUACUCCAACCCAGGUCAAUAGCACUAUGAUGAAGCUCACGCCGAGUCCGACAGCUAUCUUAGACUCGCUGUGCAAGGAGUUUCUUUCGGUGAACGUAUCAGCCAUCUUAUAUCUUAUGAACUAUGAGCAAUACGGACGCAGUACGGCCAGCGCUCAAUAUUUUCUUCAAUUGGCCGGUUACUUGGGAAUCCCUGUGAUUGCAUGGAAUGCCGAUAAUUCUGGUCUGGAGAGACGGGCGUCACAGAGCAGCCUACAGCUGCAACUGGCACCGUCGCUGGAACAUCAGACCGCGGCGAUGCUGAGUAUCCUGGAGAGGUACAAGUGGCAUCAGUUUAGCAUAGUCACCUCGCAAAUAGCUGGUCACGACGACUUCAUACAGGCGGUCAGAGAGAGAAUUUCUGACAUGCAGGACACAUUCAAGUUCACCAUACUAAGCGCUAUUCUGGUUACUGAACCGCACGAUCUGCUCGAGCUAGUUAACAGCGAGUCUCGAGUGAUGCUACUGUACUCGACCAGAGAGGAGGCUACUCAUAUCUUGACUGCAGCGAGGGAUUACAAAAUUACCGGCGAGAAUUACGUGUGGGUCGUCACGCAGAGCGUUAUUGAAAAUCUACAAACUCCCAAUCAGUUCCCGGUCGGAAUGUUAGGUGUGCAUUUCGAUACGAGCAGUGAUAGCUUGGUGAGCGAAAUUGCGACGGCAAUCAAGGUUUAUGCUUACGGUGUCGAGGACUUCGUCAAUGAUCCGAAAAAUGCGAAUCUUAGUCUGAACACUCAACUGAGCUGUGAAGGUGUCGGAGAAUCACGAUGGAGCACGGGGGAUCUAUUUUUCAAAUAUCUGAAGAACGUUUCCGUCGAGGGUGAUCAAGGAAAACCAAACAUAGAGUUCACUCAAGAUGGUGUGUUAAAGGCCGCGGAGUUGAAAAUUAUGAACCUUCGGCCGGGGGUUAGCAAGCAGCUCGUCUGGGAGGAGAUCGGUGUCUGGAAAUCCUGGGAAAAAGAGGGUCUGGACAUUAAGGACAUCGUCUGGCCGGGGAAUACUCAUACUCCUCCGCAAGGCGUGCCGGAGAAGUUUUACCUCAAAAUAACCUUUCUGGAGGAGCCGCCCUACAUCAAUCUUGCACCGCCCGAUCCUGUGACCGGAAAAUGCCUGGUGGAUCGCGGUGUUCACUGUAGAGUGGCCAAGGACUCCGAUAUGGUUGGAAUGGAUAUUCAAUCGGCGCAGAAAAAUGGGAGCUUUUAUCAAUGCUGUAGCGGAUUUUGCAUCGAUUUGCUGCAAAAGUUUUCCGAAGAAAUUGGUUUCACUUAUGAGCUCGUAAGGGUGGAGGACGGCAGGUGGGGUACUUUGGAGAAUGGGAAAUGGAAUGGGCUUAUAGCUGAUCUAGUCAACCGAAAGACCGAUAUGGUGAUGACCUCUUUGAUGAUCAACUCGGAAAGGGAAGCAGUGGUUGAUUUUACUGUACCUUAUAUGGAAACUGGUAUCGCUAUUGUGGUAGCAAAAAGAACAGGCAUAAUAUCACCCACUGCAUUUUUAGAACCGUUCGAUACGGCUUCAUGGAUGCUGGUGGGUAUUGUUGCUAUACAUGCCGCGACAGUAAUGAUACUACUCUUCGAGUGGGCAUCACCCUCCGGUUUCGACAUGAAGGUAAACCCUUCAGGCGCUGCGCAAAAACUGAAUAAUCCGUCGACGAAUCAUCGAUUUUCGUUUUGUCGCACGUACUGGCUGGUCUGGGCCGUAUUAUUUCAGGCUGCCGUCCAUAUCGACUCUCCCAGAGGAUUUACAGCCAGAUUUAUGACGAACGUCUGGGCAUUAUUUGCCGUGGUCUUCCUCGCCAUUUACACUGCCAAUUUGGCUGCCUUUAUGAUUACGCGGGAAGAGUUUCAUGAGUUUACUGGUGUGGACGAUCACAGACUCGCUAAGCCCUUUUCUCACAAACCCAUGUUCAAAUUCGGCACGAUACCGUGGAGUCACACGGACAGUACACUGGCAAAAUACUUCAAGGAGAUGCAUUCUUACAUGAGGGCUUUCAAUAAAAGUAGUGUUGCAGAUGGUAUUGAAGCUGUCGUCACUGGAGACAUGGACGCGUUCAUUUACGAUGGCACGGUCUUAGAUUAUUUGGUUGCCCAGGACGAGGAUUGUCGAUUGCUGACGGUCGGGUCAUGGUAUGCUAUGACGGGAUACGGUCUGGCGUUUUCCAGAAACUCAAAAUACUUACAAAUGUUCAACAAACGGCUGUUGGACUACAGAGAUAACGGAGAUCUAGAGCGAUUGAGAAGGUACUGGAUGACUGGCACGUGCAAACCUGGAAAAGAAGUACAAAAGAGUAGCGAUCCGUUAGCAUUGGAGCAAUUCUUGAGCGCGUUUCUCCUGCUGAUGAUGGGUAUUCUCUUGGCAGCGGUCUUUUUACUCCUGGAACACCUGUAUUUCAAAUACAUCAGACAGCACCUGGCAAAAAGCGACGACGGUGGCACGUGCGCUAUUUUCAGUCUGAGUGUGGGGAAGUCCUUGACCUUUCGUGGUGCAGUGUACGAGGCGCAGGAUAUCUUGAGGCACCACAGAUGCAAAGAUCCGAUCUGCGACACCCACUUAUGGAAGGUCAAGCACGAACUCGACAUGGCCAAGAUCAGGAUACGGCAGCUUGAGAAGGAUCUCGAGGCCCACGGAAUAAAGCCAACCCAAACCAAGAGGAAAACCGGAAAUCUCGGCUGGUGGCGAGGGUGCUUCCAAAGUUCGGACCGCCAUACACAACCGGACCCGUUGGCGGUGGAAGCUCCGCAUCCGCUACCGCCAUACUUCGAUUCAUACAUCGAUGCCGUCGAGGUUGCCCGUCCCAGGGAUAUGAGUAGAAACCAUGUGGUCAGCACGGAAUACGCGGAGACGUUCUUGCCCACGGAGAUUUACAGGAUGCCGGAAGGUGAUUUAAUCAGGACGGAAAUUGCCGAAAUAGAGACAGUUCUGUGAUCGUAAGAGGAUCGGGUUCAGUCGUCCAAUCGCACAACGUUGGAAGCGUAUGGGAUGGACUGAGAGGCCCUUGAAGACUACUGAAAUGACACGAUUUAAAUAAUAAAUCGCGUCCUGUUGCUCCUGCCUCGAACAACGAGCCCCACAUCAAUCUUUCAUUCAGAUGAAGACGCUGAUCCGCUGAUAUUGAUCCUCGGAAACUGUUGUCGCGCACGUAGUGAAACAACAAGAAGAAGAACGUCGUCAGUGCCUAUCAAUGAUCGAGAGUCAACCAGCGACCAAGAAUACACCACUUGAGGAUAUUUUAUAACUCGAAAAAGUGCAUUUGUUGUUGACACUUGCGUUACGCUCCCAAAAAAUGGAUUUUUCCUGUCCUUUGAAAUAUCGGAAGGAAUAUAUUUGCAUGGCAGUUGCGCUCACACCACAAUAGUGAUCGUUGAGAAAGGAAUGUUUCAAAAAGUUACUUUGUGAUGCUCGGAAAAACGCUCGAUAAUCGAAUCGGAUUUUUAUCUGCAAGGGAUUUAUUUAUAACAAACAACACGAUCGACAAAGGCAUGUCAUCGAUAUCAAAGCUAGCGGCUUCGUGCUCAUGUAGUUGUGUGCACAUAUGCAAAGAUUCGUUUCAAAAUUUCAACCUGUGCCUAAAAUCGUUUGGACACGCUUGUAAUGCACAAGAUGAUUUAUUAGGCGUCCAGAAAACAAAUGAGUUAAAACUUAGUAACUUGAUGAAAAUAAAGUUAAACUUCUAAUUUUUUUGAUACUUUAAUGAGAUAUGAUUAUCUCAUUGAGAUAAUUAGUUUUCAUUAAAUACAUCAUUUUUUAUUAAAUAUUCACAUAUUUUUAUAAUUAUAAAAUAGUAGCAGAAGUUUCUAUACGGGUAUUUAUUAAUAAAAUUUUUGCAAAAGCAAAAGCAAUUAUUAGGAUAUCACAUUGUCCACGAUGCAUUUUCAUUAAUUUUAAAUUUUUAUUAAUUCCGUAUUUCUCUUUGAUAUACAUAUACUCUGAUAUUUUAUUUUAGGAUAAAUACCAUUUUUUUUAUAGAAAACAAUUUUAAU
Messenger RNA from Monomorium pharaonis (pharaoh ant), 6432 nucleotides. It is a transcript of the gene Nmdar2, whose product is annotated as glutamate receptor ionotropic, NMDA 2B. The record is from RefSeq and is a predicted model, not a curated record. The transcript is spliced from 18 exons. Gene Ontology annotation, molecular function: transmitter-gated monoatomic ion channel activity involved in regulation of postsynaptic membrane potential; NMDA glutamate receptor activity. Bases 2141 to 5377 code for a protein of 1078 amino acids. Lineage: Eukaryota; Metazoa; Arthropoda; Insecta; Hymenoptera; Formicidae. Gene Ontology annotation, biological process: modulation of chemical synaptic transmission; synaptic transmission, glutamatergic; monoatomic ion transport. Gene Ontology annotation, cellular component: postsynaptic membrane; plasma membrane.